CGGGUAAAGGAAAUUGAAUUUCGAUUUCUGGAAAGAGGUUGUGGAUAUUCAAUAUGGCAGCUACCAGUGUCAACAAUAUACUGUGAAAUGAGCUGAGCCUGAACCCGCGGAUAGGAAAGAACUGUGGCUGGAGAUCUCAGAAGCAAUUCUGUUUGUAUAUUCUGCCUUUUAAAGAAAGAGACGUAGUGAGUGGAAGUGAAGGCCUUCAGGUGCCUGAUUGGCUGACGUGAGCUGUGGACUUUUUUUUUUCUUUCUCUUUUGAUUUAUUGAGGAGCGUUGGUUGUUUGGCAGCAGCAGCCUAGCUUCAUGAGAAUGGCUUCGGCUCUGCAAGCAUCAGGAGAGAGUCAGCCAGAAGUGACUCUGGAUAACAUCGAGAAGGUAAGCAUGACUACCAAAACCAAAAGUGAAGUGGACGAUGCUGUUGCACCGGCGAUCCAUGAGCUGUAUUACGACCCGUCUGCUGAUGUGAAAGAUUCAGCUCAACGUUGGCUUCUGAUGGCUCAGAGGUCCCCUCAAGCAUGGCAGUUUGCCUGGGCUCUCCUAGACCAUAACAAGGCUCCCGAGGUGCAAUAUUUUGGUGCCAGCGUACUCCACAGCAAAAUAUCACGCAGCUGGCCUGAGGUACCUUCAGAGCAGUAUGAAAUGCUACGCACUCAACUCUUCCAACAGAUUUUCAACUCGGCCUUAGGAACACGCAUUGUACUCACAAGACUAUGUGUAGCACUCUCAUCGUUUGCUCUGAGUACGAUGCCUGAUGUCUGGCCUGAUGCUGUGAAGAGUAUCAUAGAGACGUUCCAGCAGGCCCACACACCUCAUCUAGAUGCUAUGCAUAGAUGUGCUGCACUCCUGGAACUACUUACAGUCUUACCGGAAGAAUUUCAGACAGCUCCUAUGUCUCAGCAUAGGAAGAGCACAGUCAGACAUGAACUGGAGAAGGGCAUGGUGCAUGUGUUGCCUCUGUUGCAGUCCUUGUUAGAGCAAGAUGACUCACCAACUCACAUCAGACAUCAAGCUCUACGAUGCUUCUCAUCUUGGGUUCAACUCAGCGUACCACUCACUGAAAUAGAAUCCUUCCAGAAACUUCUCUUUCAACUCAUCCAUGAUCCAGAUCUCUUUGAUUACUGCGUCGAUUCUUUGGUCAAUGUCGUAUCACAGCCCACAGCACACAAAUACCCAUCAAUAGUGAGGAGUAUAAUACGGGAAGUACUCAAGUUACAAGAAAUGUUGGCUUCAUCAGUCAGAGAAAAGAACAUGGACACUGUCCAGGGUCUCUGCAGACUGGCUGUGACGUUAGGUGAGAACCAUACCAAGCUACUAGUAGAAAGCACAGGAGAAGACAAACAACACGCCAUGGAGUUCACAAGCUUAGUACUGGGUUUCACAGCUUUACCUGGUCACUAUCCUGUAGAUGAAACCAUUAGCAACAUGCCGUUUGGAUUCUGGUAUCUGUUACAGGAUGACAUAGUAUCGGCGGACACAGACAAGCUGGAGUCGUACGUACAGACCUACGCCCCAGUAUUUCUACAGCUGGUAGAAGUCAUGCUCAGAAAAGUGCAAUAUCCGGAUGAUGAGGAGUAUGAUGGCUGGACUGAAGAUGAAAAGGAGCAAUUUAGAUGUUACAGACAAGACAUUGGAGAUACGUUAAUGUACUGCCACACAUUACUGAAGGAUCCCUUAUUAAAUCAUCUCUAUGCAUCAUUAACGAGAAUACAAGACCAAGAUUCCUCAUGGCAGCAUGUGGAAGCAUGUUUGUUUGCGUUCCGAUCGAUAGCUGAAGGAGGUGACUAUGGCGACGAUCAGUGUGCAGCGAACCUUCUUCAACUCAUUGGACAAAUCAACAUGUCCCACGUCAAACUAGCAUCUACUGCCCUCUACAUGCUAGGUGCAUACUCAGAAUGGUUAACAGACAUGCCUGAAGCACUGGGUUCUAUUAUACCAGUCUUACUAUCAGGUUUGAAUGAUGCAGAAUUAGCAGCUCCAGCAACGAUGUCAUUAAAGGACAUAGCGUCAGACUGUAUACCUGGAAUGAGGGCACACGCUGAAGUCAUUCUUACCGCCAGUCAACAGGCUCUCAUGGCUAAUGUUCUCAAGUCGAGGGAAGCCACCAGAUUGAUGUCCGUGAUUGGUUUAGUGCUCUCAUCACUGCCCCAAGCUGAUAUCAUGAACUACUUAGAGGUCAUACUAACUCCUCAUGUACAAGCUCUUGAAGAGGUGGCCAACCAACAGCCAUCUCCCUCAGGGAAGUCUACCAUCUUAGUGAAGCUGACCAUGAUGGCUAACCUCUGUGCCUCACUAGACAUCAAGAGAGAGGACAAGUCCAUUAUAGGUAAAGGGGAGAUUGAGAGCAAGUCAUCAGCAGGGACGCAGGAUACACAGCCUGUGCUUCUUAUACUGCAGAAGAUCUUACCAAUCGUAGAGAAGCUGCUCAAUAUGUGGAUCUCCGACGCUGCCAUUGUAGAGUCUGUCUGUGAGUUGUUGAAGCGUGCGAUGAGAACCUUACUCGAUGACCUUCAACCUCUGGUGCCUCAGUUAUGUGACCUUCUGUGUCGGAUGUACAACACUGUCCCUCAACCAACCAUGCUAGAUCUAGCACAACAGAUCAUCAUCUUGUUCGGGAGUGUUGUGUCUCUCAAUUCUGCCAUCGCGUCGCUAUUCCUACAACUCUCAUCAAAAACAUUAUCAUUACUGCCAAACAAUGCCAGAGAGCAUACCGAUGUAUUAGAAGAAUACAUGACAACUUGUGCUCAGUUGUUAAAAAAGCACACCAAAAUCUUCACCUUGGAUGAGUUGAACCUAGCGGCUAUCUUUCAGUGUGGUCUGGUUUCCAUGACGAUGCCUGAGAAUCACACCAUCAAGGCUUGCUGUCUCUUCUUUGGAAACUUUGUAUCACAGAGCGAUAACUUACCAGGAGCAGGAGAGGUUUUAACGCAGCAUGGGAAACCAUUAGUGGAGCUAACACUCAAGGCCAUAACUGGAGGAGCUCCUAGGAAUGUGGUAGAUAACUUGUCGGACAUCUUGUUUUCUCUCAACAAACACGCCUUUACCAAGUUCUCUGGCUGGAUAACGGAUAUCAUGCUCAACACUACCGUAGAGUUACCCAGGGCAACCAAAGAACAAAGAGAACAUUUUGGCAGCACCAUUCUGAGGAACCGUGCUAACAAGAGGCAAGUGAGAUCUCUUGUGAAGGAGUUCAGCUUGAUCUGUCGAGGGUUACAUGGAACUGAUUAUGCAGAGUACUGAUGUCAUCCAUCACUCGUUGUAUGCAUCUCUCUUGCCACUGAGUUUCACUACGAAGGACACAAGGUAUAAUGUCUCUUCUGCACUUCUUACAACGCUUGAUGAUAGUAGUCUGUAAUGGCUUGCGAUACUUUCAAUGUUUUUCAGUGGAUCACUAGCCAAGGUUUAUUUCUAAUAAUGUUACAUGUUAUUUUUGAAGUAGUGCGCAGAUGUAUGGGGCUAUUCGAACAGUAACACAUAUGCAUUUCCCCUCCAACUUCAAUCUAACUUGAGAACGAAAAUUAACACUGCUUCAUCAUGCCAUGACUCACUUUAUAAGCAAUUGUCGUAAACUCGUCUGAAGGCUUGUUCAGACACGAUGCAGUAAACUACCGCAAAAAAGCUGCCAUGGUUUUGUAAGGAUAAAAUGAAUGGCAACUGUGCGCACUAAAGGACAUGUGCGUAUUUAUCGAGCUCUGUGUUAUAACAUAUGGAAAUGUGAAGCAUAUAACACUUUAACACCAUCUUUAAAAAAAGAGCUGUUUUGACGUUUCAUAUCUGAACGAGCCUUCAGCAUCAUUAUUUAUAUGCCAUUGUUAGGUUAUGUGACAGGCCAAAACUAAAUAUGUGAAAUUAAAAGUUUUAAAAUUAUAUCACGUGUGGGAAAAUCUUUCUAUUCAAGAUCUGUCAAAAUGUCCCUCUUUCAUCUGUGACAUAUAUUAUAUGAGUAUAUUUACUAGGUGUAUAAGAACCAUUGUGCAAUUGUUUGGUUAAUGAAUAUCUAUAUUUAUUCACUUCAAAAUGGAACUGUAUUUGGAGAGGCUGAAGUGAACUUUGAUCAAGUAAAGUCAAGUUCAUAUUGAACAUUUUCUUUUUUCAUGCCGAUGAUUCAUUAAAAUAUUACAAAGCAUUGCUGCUUUCUGUUUCUAGCAAGCCUGUCCAAACUAGGACUAGGUUCAGAAAUUUAAAAAACGAUCAUGUUCCUGACAGAAUUCCUCAAAUGGAUGGACAAUGAAGGUACUUUUCAAGAUAAACUCUUUCCCAAGUAUUUAUCAUUCUUUGACUACAACUAUGCAAUCAAUUUUAGUCUGUAUAUCAUCUAUAUUGUUAACAAUAGUUGUAUUAAUGCUUCAAAAUCGAACUAAAUAUUUUAGAAAUUUGACAUACAUGUAGUUGUAUCCGUGCCCUACUGCCAGGCACUGGACAAACAUAGAAACAUGUAGAAAUGCAAUACCUGUGUAAUAGGUACCGGUACAUAUUUGAAAUACCCUUUAAAAAUACAAAACAAUAGAAAAUGAUAAGGCAAGUUAUAAAUCCUGUUUGCUGUGUGAGUCAAAGCUAUGUGAAAAUUAAUAACUAAUUUAUUUUUGCACUCGUGAAAUGUUGUUAUGCCUCCAUCACCAAAUGUGAUUCAAGAGUAUUGUAACUGAUUUAAAUCACAACAUGAAAUAUGUUGAGAGAAUGUGAAUUAUCUAGUAGAAUCAUGAAAUACAUUUACCUGUAAUUUUCUAGUUUAUGAAUUUUUUACAAUUUUUAAAUAAUAAAGCUGUAUGUUUAUCGAAAUCUGUUAGGGAUAUUGUAGAUGUUUCUGUUUUUAUUGUUACUUUGCAAUAACUUGACAAGUGUAAACUGAAGAUGAUAGUGAAAUGAACAUGAUUAGUCCCUAAUAUUGGACUAAAAAUGCUACUUUGCUAUUGAUGAUUUUUAAUUUAUUAUAAAUGGAAUAUUAUAGUAUAGCAUGUUCUUCUUGGAGCUCUUCAUACUGUCUUCUAGGGUUCCUGUGGUUAAGUGCUUGAUACUAGUGAUUUUCAAUCAGUAGGCCAUGGUUGUGAACUAUGCAUUGUUCAAAUGUUGGUUCAGAAAUUGCUCUACAUAAAGGGAAUAAUGUUUCUGAACAAUGUUGAGAAGUUUUAUUCCUAACUCAUCUAAUGCUUUCGACUAAUUUAGGAUAAAAAGUGAUCUAAUUGAGUAAAAAAAAAAUUAUGAGUGAGGCAAACAAAUCUUACAUUAAUGAGAUUGGUGUUUAAGCCUUGAGACAAAAUAUUUCAUCCGCAGUUGUCAGCUGAGGUGUAUAAAUUCUACUCUUAGCAGGUAUUAUAUAGCCUUAAGUCCAUGCAAAAACCGAAACCAGGGUAUCGAUUUCCAGAGUGCAUGGGACAUUGUACGAUAUGCAUCAAAAUAGAAUCUUAUCUCUAACAUUUAGAAGGCUUGUUCAGAUAAGGCGUGGUAAACCCCCAAAACAACAACCCCAAAACGCCACAUUUCAAUAUUUUUUGUUAACGUUAAAUGAAUGACAACUGUGCACGACAAAUGACUUGCAUGUCUUCACUGAGCUCUGUGUUAUAAGAUACAGCAAUGUGAAGCAUAUAACACUUUACCUUAUCAUUAAAAAACAUUGCAGUUUUGCCGUGUCGUAUCUGGACGAGAAUGUAGUCAUGUAAAUAACUUUGUAAUAUAUAAUUUUUAAAUGUUUGUAAAAAAAAAAUGAAUCCUUUGCUUGAACCCUUGUACAGUGUUCUGAACCUCCAUUCAUUAUGAAAAUACAAGAAUAAAUAAGCUACACCCAUGAAUUUUGUUCUCACUUUUUUGUGGGGGGGGGGGGGGGGGGGGGGGGGGUAGGUUGCAACUACCAGGUAAAAAAGGAUAUACUCUUAAUGUAUUUGUAUUUCAUAUGUUGAAGACUGUUGUACAUAACAAAUAUUUAUCUGGUACUUUUCUCUGUAAAUUCUAUAUAUGGGUAUCACAAUCAAUUAAAAUAAAAGAAUGGGAGAAUUGAAUCUUGACUCCUAAACGUCAGUAUGACAGACUUUGUAAUGAUAUCAUCUAUUGAGGGGCUUUAUGUACCACAGUCUAUCAUGAAAGAAACCCUGCCAACUUUAAUAAAGCAAGCAAGUAUAGAUGAACACUAUGUUCUUUAUCGUGAUAAACGCUUAGGUUGUACAGAGGAAUGUAAGCAUCUUUUUGUAUCUUUUGUAAUAUGCAGAAUGUUUUAUAUUCUGAAUGUCGAAAACAAAUUAAAGACAAUUAUCAUUAAA
Messenger RNA from Strongylocentrotus purpuratus (purple sea urchin), 6251 nucleotides. It is a transcript of the gene ipo13, whose product is annotated as importin-13. Gene Ontology annotation, cellular component: cytoplasm; nuclear membrane. NCBI's taxonomy places the organism in Eukaryota, Metazoa, Echinodermata, Echinoidea, Camarodonta, Strongylocentrotidae. The record is from RefSeq and is a predicted model, not a curated record. Gene Ontology annotation, molecular function: small GTPase binding. Gene Ontology annotation, biological process: protein import into nucleus. Bases 307 to 3240 code for a protein of 977 amino acids. The transcript is spliced from 26 exons.